CGGAGAGACAACAAACACCAGCGACCGAGCACCAUGAGGGGACCGAGCUUGUGGACAUUUCGGAGAUGGAGAGGACUCCAUCCGGCGCCGGUAUCCGCCACCGCUCGCCGUCCGAGCUGCACACCGACGACUUCUACGUCGGCGGCUCUGGCGGGGGUUCGGGGGAUCUCAGUGCCCCGAGACAGAGGGGUGCCUCGUUGUCGGACGUGCUCCUCGACGAUUCUGAUGUGCGGGGCCAUGUAGAGAUCGAGGAGGAGCAGGAUGCCCGAGUGGACAGAGAGGAGGAGUGGCUGUGGACUUUGCCGGGAUGGGAUGGUCGUUUCGCGUAUAUGGAGGAACAGCGCCGACGGAGGGAGUUGGAGACAGAGGGGGGUGGGGGCGGUGACGGAGGCGACGUGGGUUUUGGUGGGGAGGCUGAUGCGGGGGCGGCCCGACAGGGUGUGCCCACGGGUGUUGAGGGAAAUGGUGUCCCCUCGGGUGUUGAGGGAGAUGGUGGCGGCGAGGACGAGGAGGGAGAUGGUGGCAGCGAGGACGAGGACGAGGACGACGACGAGGAGGGGUCCGACCACGGAGACGACCACGGUGACGACGGCGGCGACCGGGACGAUGGCGACUACGACGGCGACCACGGCGAUAAGGGUAGGCUGGCUUUGGUCUUGAGGGACCCGUCAGUGCCUGCACUACCUCUCACACGGCCGGAGGCCUUCGCUCAGGCUGGUUUUGAUGCCGAGGAUUUGGCGCGACUCGGUUCACAUGACCCUUUCCCCCACACGGGCCGCAAGAGCGACGAGAGGCGCCCUCUUGGAGGGGCGUAUUCACCUCCGCCGUACAUCGUGGAUAGCCCUAGAUGGUCGGGUUCUUCGCUCAGCGGCAGUAGAGGGAGGGAGUCCGGGCCGGUUGAUGGCAGGUCGGGCCGCCGAACUCAUCGCCGGGUCUCGGACCGGAUGAGGGCGGAUUACGAUGCCGGGAGGGGCGCCUUCGCAGGACGUUUGUCACCUCGGUUUCAGGUUGCGGCUAGCAGCGAGGGUGGCUCCGGACGUCCGAGUGUUCACAUGGCAGGCCGCAUGCUCGGUUUGUCUCGAUCAGCGACGAGGAGAGUUUUGAUGCCACUGCCGAUAGUCUGGUACGAUGCAAAGAUGACCAAGUUGGCAGCACGCCAACAGGAAGAGGAGAAGUUGCAACGUGAACGAGAAGCUGAGGAGCGACGGCUGAAGGAAAAAAGAGAACGAGAAGAAUUUCACAAGGAGUUGAGCGAUACAUGGAAUGCAAAGUUUGAAUCGGCCUGUGGUGUGCUUUGUGGGAACAAGAAUGCAGUUGUGAAUGACCAGGAGUUGGAGAAGCUGAAAAAGCAGAUUGAGAUGUUGCAGUUAGGGCAGAAGCAAAUGGCGGGCAACUUGGAAGCAUCGACGAGCAAAGCGACUGCGACGAAUGAUGCCCUCCUAGCACGAGUAUUGCAGGAACAUGAGAACAUGAAGGCCCAGCUGGAUGCUGCGGCUGGUGCAUGCAAACAUGUUGAACUGCUGGAGAGUGAGGUCCGCAUGUUAAAACAAUCAUGCGAUGUGGCGAUUGAGGAAGCGGAGGCUUGGAAAAAAAAGGCCUUGAGGUUCGGGAAUAAACGCAGUAGAACUGGGCUUCACCUUCAUCGACCUUGAAGAUGCCAUCAAUGACAACGCCACAUAAGUCACCUGUGAG
Messenger RNA from Chara braunii, 1692 nucleotides. The record is from the annotation of a GenBank genome assembly. NCBI's taxonomy places the organism in Eukaryota, Viridiplantae, Streptophyta, Charophyceae, Charales, Characeae.